GAAAGGUAUGGUCCAUUGGCUUCAAAAGGCUAUAGAAUAUACCGAACAAAGAUGAUUUGAGGGAGGAUCUUUUGGAAAGCAAGAGGAAAACGAGGAAGUCAGAAGAUGUCUUUUGUUCGAGGGAUACUCGAUCAGAAGGAAACAUAGGAGAUCAAGAGAAAUUGAAGAAAAAGUGGAUCGGAACAAGAAGCAAGGGCACCAGAAGGGAAGGAACAAUCGAAACACUACAAUGGAGGUCAUAUGGCGCAGAUGGGAAAGAAGAACUUGACUCUGUUCCAAACACUACGAAAGGAGAAAGCAGCUAGAGCUAGGGUUACUGGGAACACUGAGCUUCCUAACUUGCAAGAGUCGCUGGUGGAUGUUCACGUACAUGGUGGGACAAAAAGAAAGGUCGAGCUGCCAGCUAGGCCUGGUAGGGGCAAAGAUGUGAAGAAGGUCUGGGCUGCUCUGUUAGGGGUGGGGUCGUCUAAUGGCACAAAAGGGCCUGAAGUUGGGCUGAUUGAGCUGCUAGAGACGGUUGUGCGACGAGAUAUUAAAAUUAAUAUGCCGAAGACGCUAAUUAAUUCAAUCGGUAACAUGGAUCCUGACCAUCUGGUGAGGACUAUGGUGGAAUUUGGUAGUAAGGCGCUACUAUUGGGUCGCGAGGUUGGGUCCUUGUACCAGGGGGGUUGAAGGAAGGGAAUCAGGAAAAGCUGGAAGAGUUGCAAGAGAAGGUUGACAAACAUGCCGAGGAGAAGGAGGCCUGGAAGAAGGAAAGGGAAGAAUGGCUAGAAGAGAGGAAAAAGCUGGCAACGUGGAGAGUGCGCUGCUUGGACUCGGAGGAGAAAUUGAAGGGUAUUGUUGAUUUGGAGGCGGAUUAUGACGAGAUGAAGGAGAAACAUGACGGUCUGGAGGUGAAGCUUGAUGAUUUGAAGAGUUAUGUUAUCCAGGAACAUAUAAAUGGAGUUUAGAAGGGGUUGCGGCAAGCGGCUUUCUUUUACAAGGAUGUGGAUGCUGGGGAUGUUAGAUUUGAUGUAAAUAAAGAUGUGGUUGACGGUGUGCUCGUGGAUGAGGUAGAAUCCAAUCCUGGGGAGGAUGCAGGGAAGGUGGCAGAGGUUAAGAAGGUAGAUGCAAAUCCUAAUGAUGCAGUGGAAGCGAAAGAUGCCAAAUAGGGGGUGGCUUAGGAUUGGUGUUUGAAUGCUGUCAAUUUGAUUUCGAUUCUAAGUUUGUAUUAAUCCGUACACUAUCUACUUUAUUGUUAAUGUGAUGGUUAUUCUUGGUAUGUUUGUUGUUGCGCGAUGUCGAUAUGAUGUGUUAUAAUAGUGUGUGGAAUGAUGUUUUCGUGAAUGAGUUGUGAUGUAGACCGUAUUUGGUUAUAGUCCGUGUUAAUUUGAGAAAGGUGUUCGACCCAGGCCGUUUACUUAUAGUAAGGGUGGGGGACUAAAAGUGAAUUAAACAUUAAGUGAGAGGUGUUCGAUUCAGGCCGCUUACUUGUGGUAAGGGUGGGGAACUAAAAGCGAAUUAAACAUUAAGUUAGGGGUGUUCGACCCAGGCCGCUUACUUGUGGUAAGUGUGGGGAACUAAAAGCGAAUCAAACAUUAAGUUAGGGGUGUUCGACCCAGGUCGCUUACUUGUGGUAAG
Vigna unguiculata (cowpea) is the source of this 1620-nucleotide messenger RNA. RefSeq lists its product as uncharacterized. Lineage: Eukaryota; Viridiplantae; Streptophyta; Magnoliopsida; Fabales; Fabaceae. The record is from RefSeq and is a predicted model, not a curated record.